Messenger RNA from Camelus dromedarius (Arabian camel), 1025 nucleotides. It is a transcript of the gene PDZD9, whose product is annotated as PDZ domain containing 9. The record is from RefSeq and is a predicted model, not a curated record. Bases 1 to 786 code for a protein of 261 amino acids. The transcript is spliced from 4 exons. Gene Ontology annotation, molecular function: protein binding. Lineage: Eukaryota; Metazoa; Chordata; Mammalia; Artiodactyla; Camelidae.
AUGGAGAAGGCUGUCCACAAAAGCAGAAAAGGAAGGCACGUCAGCCUCAAGGUUAAGUCAUCUGUCCACAGCUUGAGCAAAACUCAGCAGACCAAACUCACUGUGGGCAGCCUGGGAUUAGGCCUGAUCGUCAUCCAGCAUGGACCCUACCUUCAGAUCACCCACCUCAUUAAGAAGGGGGCUGCAGCCAGGGAUGGAAAACUCCAGCCAGGUGAUGUUCUGAUUAGUGUCGGCCACGCCAAUGUGUUAGGAUAUACUCUUCGAGAAUUUUUAAAGCUUUUGCAACAUAUCACCAUAGGAACAGUGCUACAAAUCGAGGUUUACCAAAAUUUUAUUGACAUACCCAAGGAAUGGCAAGAAAUAUAUGAUUUAAUCCCUGAGACCAAAUUUCCAAUAACACACACAACAAAGAAAACUGAGCAGGCAAAAGAUGACUCCACAAGCAGCGAUGACAAAGAAGAUGUAGUUUUAGAUAAAAAGCUUAAGUACUAUAAAUAUCCACGGUCCACCGGGCAUCAUGCUGCAAGGAGACCGAUGUCUAUCUCCAGAGAAUGGCAUGGAUAUAAAAAGAAGAACCAUACUAUGCGUGUGGGAGAAGACAUUCACUGUGAUGUGGUGAUUCACCAAGAUCACAAGAAAGAAGUGAGAGCCCCUUCUCCUUACUGGACAAUGGUGAAGCAUGACAAAAGCUCCUCGUCCUCCUCGGCCUCCUCCUCAGAUGCAUUUUGGCUGGAAGAUUAUGCCCAAGCUGAGGACAAGGGUCAACCUGUAUCAAAAGAUGAUUAGGCCGCAGUUUGCAAAUCCGUCAUCACAGAUGCAUUUUUCUCAAAAACACCCAAAUUUUGUGCGUUGCCACGUAUAGUUCUGCUACCCUUACAGGAAUAUGUGCAGACUUCCCAGUUCUCCAUCACGACCGUGUUGUAAAGCCUUUGGAGACCUUCAAAGUGAUGUGCAGAGACUGCCCUGGGGUCUCACAGACCUCACAAAUGAUCUUGUUCCGAUCAUUAUGAUCAUUCAAGUCCUUA